AGAAAAGUGGGGCGAAAAAGAGUGGGACACCCCUGGACAAUCUCUAUAACGCAAACUCACUUCUGUUCUUGGAGGGCCUAUUCAGGCUACAGUCCACUGGAGAGGAGUACCUGGAACAGAGGCUUUCGAUACGGAGGAGCCCUCAUCACAGACAGUGCCAUCACACCCAAAUACCCUACAGCCCCCAACCAGGCGAGACCUCUACCUCAUACGUAAGGGUACACUCUUAUGACCUCGAGGUGCGGGACUUCGCAACAACCGGAGGCUAUAACGAUGAAUCACCUGAACUCUGCAUCCCACGGACACAUAACCGCAUCAGCCUGCUUCCAAGCCGAGGUAUUGGAUGA
Pelobates cultripes (western spadefoot toad) is the source of this 347-nucleotide messenger RNA. NCBI's taxonomy places the organism in Eukaryota, Metazoa, Chordata, Amphibia, Anura, Pelobatidae. The record is from the annotation of a GenBank genome assembly.